Messenger RNA from Lolium perenne, 1207 nucleotides. The record is from RefSeq and is a predicted model, not a curated record. NCBI's taxonomy places the organism in Eukaryota, Viridiplantae, Streptophyta, Magnoliopsida, Poales, Poaceae.
CCCCUCCCUCCUUGUCGGCAAGGACCUUGCUCGUGGAUCCUUAGGUUUUCAGGCUGCGAUUCUUGGGGCGAAGAUGAUUCGACGGGUUCUUAAUUUGUUGGUACAUAAUACUACCACAGGCGUUCACUCGCUGCGCCGAAUCGAUCCGUACAAGCAUCUAUUCUAUCAGUCAGCAGCUGAAGCAGCAGCAGAAUCAAACCAAAAUAAGGGGGAGGAAUCUGCUCUGGGAAUGCAGACUCUUGCUCUGCCCGACCCAAUCGUCAGCUUCGCUCCAUCCCCCACUAAUCUGCCGACGGAGGGCGCCCUGCAUUUGUUCGCGCUCUUGCGCAGCCGCGGCAGCGAAGGCAGGAUCGUAACCGCUGACUAGGCCGGCGAAUCCGUGCUCUUUGAUGCCGACGAGCGUCUCUUCCUUAACCUGCCCCGCCUCAAGGAGCCCAAGGGGUGGAAACCCGCGUGUCUCUCCAUUGCUCUACCUGGCACCGUUGAGAACAGCCUCUACGUAAUGGACAGGCGACACAGCCCUUCCUGCUUCGAGGUCCUUGAGUUCGGGCCUAGGCGCGGGGGGCCGGAAGUACGCGACAUGCAUACAGGCUGGCGCUGGCGGUUUCUUCCUCCGCCUCCUUUUGCCUUGCGCCCUGGCUACGAAACCUCCUACGUCACCUCCUACACGAGCAUGGUGAAUGCCAACAGCUGCUCUACCAUCUGUAUAUCAUCUAGUGGCAAUGGCAUUGGCACCUAUUGCUUUGACACCUCGAGGCACUUGGAAGAAUGGAGGCACACUGGGGCGUGGAAGCUGCCCUUUCAAGGGAAAGCCGAGUACAUACCUGAGUUCAAACUGUGGUUUGGCUUCUCGGCACACACACCUAAUCACUUGUGUGCUGUGGACCUUUCUGCCAUGCAGCAGGACCAACAGCAACCCACUUUGUUGUAUUGUUUUGAAGACCUGAACCCACCUGUCAAAGAGAACUGGGCUCCAAUGUCUCUUCAACUGGUGAACCUUGGCGCCGGCAAGUUUUGUGUAUCCAAGUCCUUUGACGCUGCUGAGACAAUUGGACAGCAGUUUGCCGUGCUCAGUGGGAUAGAGAUUGUGCGCGGUUAUGACCAAAGACUGCACAUGGUCAAACACAAGCGCACAUGUUAUACCUUCAGCAGGGACAUAAUCAGCUGUGUAUUCUGAAUUAGUAAUCUUUGUUUUUGUUAUGCAUUC